Xiphophorus maculatus (southern platyfish) is the source of this 6175-nucleotide messenger RNA. RefSeq names its product Rho associated coiled-coil containing protein kinase 2 (gene rock2a). Lineage: Eukaryota; Metazoa; Chordata; Actinopteri; Cyprinodontiformes; Poeciliidae. The transcript has 32 exons. Gene Ontology annotation, molecular function: Rho-dependent protein serine/threonine kinase activity; ATP binding; small GTPase binding. Gene Ontology annotation, biological process: Rho protein signal transduction; cortical actin cytoskeleton organization; regulation of cell junction assembly. The coding region runs from base 707 to 4840 and encodes 1377 amino acids. Gene Ontology annotation, cellular component: cytoplasm; cytoskeleton; centrosome. The record is from RefSeq and is a predicted model, not a curated record.
AUGCAAAGUGUGCUAGAAGGAGGGCUUCUCUCUACGGAUAAGACUCCAAACUUUCCUCCCCUCCGUGUCCAUCCCUGUGGCCGUGUUUGAGUCGAGGAGAGGAGGAGGAGGAGGUGGGAAGAGGAGGAGGACAAACGAGAAAAUGCUUGAAGAAUUUCAGACGGGGAAGUGUUUGCAAGAGAACGGACAUAACAGCCGCUUUUCGGGCGACUUGUGACAGCGGCGCGGACAAACUGCAACUCGGACGGCGUUGAAUGGCGGAAUUUUCUCCUAAAGUCGGGAUUUCCAAGCGGUCGAGACCCGCAGAGGGAGGAAAGAAGCGAGGGGGAGGCGCCGAGAAAACGCCCUGCUGCCUGUUGCUAUCUCCAAAUUCAAACUUUCAAACCGAGCUGAGGGGAAAAUGCAUCUUUCACUUAACGGGAGGUGAAAACUCAACACCGUUGUCGUAUUGAAACAAUCGAAACUAGCUGAGUCGCUGGCUUUGGAGAACUCGUUUUGGGAAUAUUUUAACCCAUUUUUGCUUUACAUUUUUUGGCCAGUAUUCCAGUUGUUUGGAGCUAUUUGGGUGGGCUGAGAGCCCAAAGGCUGCUCCUCCAGGCCUCCGGCCGUUAGCCAGGAACAAAAGAGGGGCUCCCAUGUAAACUCCACACAGUUCAGGGGGGAAACUUUCUUAUUAAUCCCAGAGAAACUUUGUUUUAAAUCAGCCAUGUCGCUGGGCGCCGAGAAGAGGAUGGCAAACCGGCUGAAGAGGCUGGAGGACAUGAUCAGAGACCCCAGAUCAGCCAUAAACCUGGAAAGUUUGCUGGAUUCGAUAAACGCUCUUGUCUUGGAUUUAGACUACCCGGCACUACGAAAGAACAAAAACAUUGAGACCUUCUUAAACAGAUAUGAGAACAUUACCAGGGAGCUUCGAGAUCUUCAGAUGAAGUCUGAAGACUUCGAAAAAGUUAAAAUCAUCGGGCGAGGGGCGUUUGGUGAAGUCCAGUUGGUCCGACACAAACCGUCCCGGAAAGUCUACGCCAUGAAGCUGCUGAGUAAGUUUGAGAUGAUCAAGCGCUCCGACUCAGCUUUCUUCUGGGAAGAGAGAGACAUCAUGGCCUUCGCCAACAGUCCCUGGGUUGUACAGUUGUGCUGUGCUUUCCAAGAUGAGCACUACCUCUACAUGGUGAUGGAGUACAUGCCAGGAGGGGACCUGGUCAACCUCACCAGCACCUACGACGUUCCAGAGAAAUGGGCCAAGUUCUACGCAGCAGAGGUGGUGAUGGCUCUGGACUCCAUCCACUCCAUGGGCUUCAUCCACCGCGACGUCAAGCCAGACAACAUGCUGCUGGACCAACACGGACACCUGAAGCUGGCCGACUUCGGGACCUGCAUGAAGAUGGACGCUACGGGGAUGGUCCAUUGCGACACAGCCGUCGGCACUCCAGACUACAUCUCUCCAGAGGUGCUUAAGUCUCAGGGAGGAGAUGGGUUUUACGGGAGGGAAUGCGACUGGUGGUCUGUAGGCGUCUUCAUUUUCGAGAUGCUUGUGGGUGACACUCCAUUCUAUGCCGACUCUUUGGUGGGAACAUACAGUAAGAUCAUGGAUCACAAGAACUCCUUAAACUUUCCCGAUGAUGUGGACAUCUCCAAAGAUGCCAAGAGUAUAAUCUGUGCCUUCCUGACUGACAGAGACGUACGGUUGGGCAGAAAUGGAGUGGAGGAAAUCAAACGGCACCCGUUCUUCAAGAACGACCAGUGGACGUUUGACACCAUCAGGGACACUGUCGCCCCAGUGGUCCCGGAGCUGAGCAGCGACAUAGACACCAGUAAUUUUGACGAGAUCGAAGACGACAAAGGCGACGUCGAAACAUUCCCCACACCUAAGGCUUUUGUCGGAAAUCAGCUACCAUUUGUUGGCUUCACCUAUUUCAAAGAGGACCAGUUGUUAAAUUCUGCCAACAAUUCCUCAGUAGCACAUGAUAACUCCAAAGGAGAGUCGGCAGCGCUUCAGAAGAAACUUCACCAUCUGGAGCUUCAAAUGAAUAAAGAUAAACAUGUCAAAGAUGAACUAGAGAACAAAUGCAGAGCCGCAACCGUCCGCUUAGAAAAAAUAACCAAAGAACUUGAGGAAGAGGUGAGCAGCCGAAAGAGCCUGGAAUCAAAUCUGAGGCAGCUGGAGCGGGAGAAGGCCCUGCUGCAGCACAAAAGUCUGGAGAGCCACCGGAAGGCCGAGAACGAGGCUGACAGGAAACGCUGCCUGGAGAACGAAGUCAACAGCCUUCGAGACCAGCUGGAUGACAUGAAGAAAAGAAAUCAAAACUCACAUAUUUCCAACGAGAAGAACAUUCACCUGCAGAAACAGCUGGAAGAAGCCAACACGCUGCUGCGGGCCGAGACAGAAGCGGCGACGAGGCUCCGCAAAGCUCAGACGGAGAGCAGCAAGCAGCUGCAGCAGCUGGAGGCCAAUGUGCGUGAGCUGCAGGAUAAAUGCUGCCUGCUGGAGCGCAGCAAGCUGAGCCUGGAGAAGGAGUGCAUCAGCCUGCAGGCGGCGCUGGAGUCAGAGAGGCGGGAGCACAGCCAGGGCUCAGAGACCAUCACUGACCUGAUGGGACGUAUUUCUGGGCUGGAGGAAGAAGCUCGCCAGCAGAGACAGACUCUGGCCAAAGCCGAGACUGAGAAGAGGCAGCUUCAGGAGAAAUACACUGAUCAGGAGAAGGAGAUGAGCAACAAAGAGAUAGAACUGACCUACAAACUGAAGGUUCUGCAGCAGGAGCUGGAGCAGGAGGAGGCCUCGCAUAAAGCCACCAGAGGUCUGCUGGCGGACAAGAGCAAGAUUAAAGUGACCAUCGAGGGCGCCAAGUCUGAGUCCAUGAAAGAACUGGAGCAGAAGCUGGCGGAGGAGCGAGCGGCCAAGCUGCGGCUGGAGAACCGAAUCCUGGAGCUGGAGAAACACAGCAGCAUGAUGGACUGCGAUUACAAACAGGCUUUACAGAAAUUGGACGAGCUGCGCAGACACAAGGACCGACUCACGGAGGAGGUGAAGAACUUGACUCUUAAGAUCGAGCAGGAGACCCAGAAGCGUAACUUGACUGUGAACGACUUGAAGGCCCAAAACCAGCAGCUGAACAUCCUGAGAACCUCGGAGAAGCAGCUCAAGCAGGAAACCAACCACCUGCUCGAUAUAAAACGCAGCCUGGAGAAACAGAAUCAGGAGCUGCGCAAAGAAAGACAAGACACAGAUGGACAAAUGAAGGAAUUACAGGACCAGCUGGAGGCUGAGCAGUAUUUUUCUACUCUUUACAAGACUCAGGUUCGGGAACUGAAGGAGGAAUGUGAGGAGAAAACUAAACUCUACAAGGAGGUGCAGCAAUCUCUGCAGGAGCAGCAGGAGGAGAGGGACUCGUUGGCAGCGCAGCUGGAGAUCACUCUAACGAAGGCGGACUCGGAGCAGCUGGCCCGCUCCAUCGCUGAGGAGCAGUACUCUGAUCUGGAGAAGGAGAAGAUAAUGAAGGAGCUGGAGUUGAAGGAGAUGAUGGCUCGGCAUCGCCAGGAGCUGGCUGAGAAGGACAUCACCAUCGGCUCGCUGGAGGAGGCCAACAGGACUCUGACCAGCGACGUUGCCAAUCUGGCCAACGAAAAGGAGGAACUGAACAACAAACUGAAGGAAGCACUUGAAGAAUCGGACAAGUCGAAGGAUUGGGCGCAGCAGAUCAACCAGAUGAAGCAGUCGUUUGAGAAGCAGCUGCAGUCAGAGCGCACUCUGAAAACUCAGGCCGUUAAUAAACUGGCGGAGAUCAUGAACAGGAAGGAAGUCCGCGGGGGAGGCAGCCGCCGUGGAAACGACACAGACAUGCGGCGAAAGGAGAAGGAGAACAGGAAGCUGCAGCUGGAACUGAGGUCAGAGAAGGAAAAGCUCAACAGCACCAUGAUCAAAUACCAGAAGGAGAUCAACGAGAUGCAAGCACAACUGGCAGAAGAGAGUCAGAUGCGCAUUGAGCUGCAGAUGGCUCUGGACAGCAAAGACAGCGACAUCGAGCAGUUGAGGAAUCUGCUGCAGUCGCUUAGUGUUCAGUCCAUGGACUCUGCCAGCAUCAGCAGCGGGCCAGACUUUGACGCUGAUGAUGCUUACGCAGAGUCAAGACUUGAGGGCUGGCUCUCUCUUCCCGUCAGAAACAACACCAAGAAGUUUGGAUGGGAGAAAAAGUACGUUGUCGUGAGCAGCAAGAAGAUUCUCUUCUACAACAGUGAACACGACAGAGAGCAGUCCAUCCCCUGCAUGGUUCUCGAUAUAGACAAACUUUUCCACGUGAGGCCCGUUACUCAGACAGAUGUGUACCGUGCUGAAGCCAAGGAGAUUCCCAGGAUAUUCCAGAUUCUUUACGCCAAUGAAGGUGAGAGCAAAAAAGAGCCGGAGUUUCCCGUGGAACCGCUUCCCAUCGGUGAGAAGUCCAGCUACAUCUGCCACAAAGGCCACGAGUUCAUCCCCACACUCUACCACUUCCCCACCAACUGUGAAGCGUGCACCAAGCCGCUGUGGAACAUGUUUAAGCCGCCGCCGGCUCUGGAGUGCCGGCGCUGCCACAUCAAGUGCCACAAGGACCACAUGGACAAGAAGGAGGAGAUCAUCGCUCCCUGCAAAGUGAACUACGACGUGUCUACAGCCAAGAACCUGCUGCUGCUGGCCACCUCCCAAGAGGAGCAGCAGAAGUGGGUGAACCGGUUGGUCAAGAAGAUUCCCAAGAAGCCUCCGCCGCCGGAGCACUUUGGUCGCUCCUCGCCACGCACCUCCAUGAGGGUUCAGUCCAGCCAGUCCAUGAGGAGGCCAAACCGACCGCUCCCCACCAGCAAAAGCAGUUAACCCUGCUAGAUGCAUCUCCAGGGCGGUGUUUCCUUCGAAGCUUCAUCUGCAGAUCUGGAACUCCACGUCAAUUCGCAUCAGUCUGUCUCCUGCUUCAUCCUGGGAGGAAAAUCUCUCCACUCUCCUUGUCGCUCAGCUCCUUUCAGCCACUUCACAGCUACUGAGUUUGACUGCGCUCUUUUCUGCAAGCUGGUUGGCUUGUGAACAAAGUCUGGAGUAGCUCCUUCUGCUUCCUGUGGAAACAGGAACUCUUCGGAGAGGCUGCAUGGAUGAAUGGGGAUUCAAUUACCUCAAUUAUUCUCACCAGGAAACAGUCUGAUGGAGGGGACAUGCAGGAAACUCCUGCACAUCACCUUUGGAGGUUCUAGUGGCCAAAUAUAAGACAUUCUGCUAAAAGAAACUGUGAACAGUUCAAAGAACACGACACUUAGUUGAUUCUGUUGGGUUUUUUCCCCCAAAUGACUUGUUCUCUCAACACAAUGAUUGUAGCUUUUAACUUUCCACAGCUCUUGUUUCAGGUGAGUCGCAGGAUCCGAUUAAGGUACAACAAACUGUUACUUCACGUAAAGUCACAGAGUAGGGGAACGCAGUGAAUCCUUAUUUUAAGUAAAUGAUUCUCUGGCUGCCUCUUAUUAUGAUUUCUGUCACUGAAACACUUGUUUUGUCUGCAGUAGACGUUACAACAUGAGCAGCAUCCUGCUCUGAUGGCAUUAAAAGGAACAAAUCUGCACUGUCCGACCCGAGGGAUAAUGUUUACCUAAACGCACCGAUCAUGUUUUUCUCCUUUUGAUGUGUUUGAAGGUAGAUGUGGUGCUCCACCAGAGGCGGCACCCAGGCAUCGUAUUACCAAAUAUACUUGACUGAAGCUUUUAUUUUACUGCCAGCUGCUUUGGAGUGAACUUGCAUGUUUCUCACGCGCCGCCACCCCUGCCAGGUUGUUUUUUGAAAGCAGCGGUGACAAUGAAGGUAUGCAAACCUCGUCCUGAGCAGCACUAGUCCACUGAAGGUUUGUUCCGAUGUUUUGGUGUCAAGAGUAACUGAACUCCCAAGUUUUUUACACGUCGUUGUGUGAAUGUGGCUCAUACAGGCGCCUGGAGAGCAAACCGUGUGUGUUUUGUGUACCAACUGCUCUCCUGUAACCAAGAAGCAUGUUUUAUACAUAUAAAUAUCUACAGUAUAUAUUUUACAUGCCAUACUGUGCACAUUAUAUUAUUUAUACAGCCUUGUCCACUUUGUAUUUAAGGGCCUUUACAUCCAGAUUGCAUGUUUGCUACCAAACAGCUAUAAUGAUGAUGAUUAUAUUAACUACUUAUAGAAAUAAAGAUAUGGAUGUUC